Drosophila mojavensis is the source of this 527-nucleotide messenger RNA. RefSeq lists its product as uncharacterized. The coding region runs from base 52 to 360 and encodes 102 amino acids. The record is from RefSeq and is a predicted model, not a curated record. The transcript is spliced from 2 exons. NCBI's taxonomy places the organism in Eukaryota, Metazoa, Arthropoda, Insecta, Diptera, Drosophilidae.
GCUGAACUUCAAACAAUGUUUUAGUUUAGAUUUAUACACUCUGAAUUGAUCAUGUGCAAAAUUUGGGUACUUCUACUUGCCAUACUGAGUGCUUACAUACAUAUGGCAACUUCCACAGAAGAUCCCCAUUUGUGCAUCAAAAAUGUCGAAGUGCCGUACACAGUAACGGAACGCGUUAACCUGGACAACUAUGGCGAGUUUGCCAUAGUUGUAAGUUUGCCAUGGUUGAAAAAGUCAAAUUGGAGCCACGCGAAGUAUGCUGCGAUGGCUACGAGCCUUCUGCUAUACCCGGAGAGGGCUGCCAACCUGUGCCUACAUCAACUGAAGACCCCGAACAGUGCACCACAGCAGCAUCAAUAGAAGACAAGCCAAUUGUGCCAAUGGCCAGGUCGAUGAGCUCAAAACUAAUUCGCAGCUGUGACUUUUUUACAUUUAUUCUCAUGGCAUUUCUGUUGGAUUAUUAGAAAUAAUUGAUAUUCUUACAAAUAAUAAAACAACAAAAAUUCUAUGCUUUUUAAAAAAUAAAA